UCCCGUGGGCUCCGGGAGGACGUGGACAUGGCGGCUAGCAGCUCUUCCGGCCUCGCGCAGGGCACCAACCCGUCGUCCAGCACCCAGUCGUCCUCCGCUUUCCCCCUCCCAGCUACUGGGGCCAGCUACACUGUGCAGUUUACCCCCAAAAUGGAGAGCACCGCCAGCCUGGCCCUGGCCCCCGCGAGCCAGCUGCCUGCGCCUGGAGGAGGAGUUGCGGUGGGGUAUAGCUGCUCCCAGCCCCAAGCCAGCCAGGGCCCCACAUCCAGCAGCCAGCCCCGGGGUCCUGUGCCUACCUCUGCAUCCGCCCACCAGGAGGAUGGUCACAGCUACCGAGAGAAGGUGACCAAGAGCCGCACAGACUCACGGGAGCGGCCAGCCAGGUCGCUCUGCAGGCCAGGACCAAGCUCCCGCAGCCCUGACUCGGACUCAGUGUCACCCGGCCCGCAGCGUCCUCCGCCCUCCUCCCAGCGGGCCCCGCAGAAGCUGCAGGCACCGUCCCCGCCGCCGGCUCCCGUGGGCUCGGACCCGUGGGGUGGCCCUGUCCUCGGGCCCUGGGACCCCACCUUUACCAGCGAUGCGCUGCCGUUCCUGGACAGGCUGCCGAAGCCCAAGGCGGGCCCCAGGCCGCCCUCUAUGCACUAUUGCGAGGUCUGCAGGGUCAGCUGCGCGGGGCCGCAGACCUAUCGGGAUCACCUGGAAGGGCAGAAGCACCGGAAGAAGCAGGCGGCUCAGAGGACCAGCACACAGCCCAGUGGAGGUCCCAGAGGAUCCCAGAGCCUCCACUGUGGCCUGUGCGCCGUGUCCUGCACGGGGGCUGACGCCUAUGCUGCGCACAUGAGGGGAGCCAGGCACCAGAAGGUCUUCAAGUUGCACACCAGGCUAGGGAAGCCCAUUCCCUCUGAGCCCACACCACGGAGUGUCACCUACACCCGAGGUUCGGACAGCACCCCCGAGACCUCAGUCAAGCAUGAAGCUCAUGCCCGUCACAGCUCACACACCCAAGGCCGGCCAGCACCAGCCAAGGGAUCAGCAGCCUCACGCAAGGGGCCACCUGAGCUGCAGACAAUGCAUGGCCGACCUGGAGACAGGCGGCCAUCACACUUCAAGGUGGAGGCCACCAGGGGAGGCCCUGGGGAAGCUUCGGGGAGCUCUGGAGACAUGGCGCCAGUGGGCACAGAGUAUGUUGAGGAGGUGUGUAGUGAUGAGGGGAAGGUGAUCCGCUUCCGAUGCAAGCUCUGCGAAUGCAGCUUCAAUGACCGGAACGCCAGAGACAUGCACCUGACUGGACGCCGGCACCGUCUGCAGUACAGAAAGAAAGUGGAUCCUACACUUCCAGUAGCUGCCCGGCCCAGCGGCCCCAUUCAGAGGGUGCUGGCCAAGAGGCUACAGAGGCACUGGCAGCAGGUACAGACACAGCUGGAGGAUACACGGCGCUGGGACUCUGAGCUAAGGCAGCAAGAAGAACACAGCAGGCAGCCUGAGGAGACUCCACAGCCCCAGGUUGAGGAGCAGCUACCAGGGCUUCCUGCAUGGGCAUUGCCAGCUCCCACCACCAGACCAGGGAUGGCCACUGCACGGCGCCAGUCAGGGCGUCGGCCGGAGAGCAGCGACGACCGUCAUGUCAUGUGUAAGCAUGCCUCCAUCUACCCCACGGAAGAAGAGCUGCAGGCCAUCCAGACAGCUGUGUCCCACACAGAACGAGCACUCAGACUGGUGUCAGACACCCUGGCGGAAGAGAGCAGCCAGCACGGCACCCUGGCGUCCCCACCACCGAGGAUGCUGAAGGGUGUGGUGCGGGUUGGCAUUCUGGCCAAGGGCCUUGUCCUCCGUGGGGACCACAGUGUACAGCUGACCCUGCUCUGCUCCAAGAAGCCCACGCACUCCCUGCUGCAGAGGAUCAAGCAGGAGCUGCCCCGAGAGCUGUCUAUAGUGGCAGAAGACAAGUACGAGGUCUCAUCUGACCAUGACGCCAACAUUGUUAUCUCAGCCUGUGUGGAGCCUGGGGUGAAGGUCACCGUGUCUGCCACCUCACCUCUGAUGCGGGAAGAUCCCUCUGUAAAACAAGGACAGCAAGACGCUCUGUCCGACCCAGAGGACGUCUUAGACCGGGAGAGGUGCCUUGAGACCCUGGCAGCCCUCCGCCAUGCUAAGUGGUUCCAGGCUCGAGCCAGCGGCCUGCAGCCGUGCGUGAUUGUCAUCAGGGUUCUGAGGGAGCUGUGCCGCUGCCUGCCUCCCUGGGGGGCCCUGCCUGCCUGGGCCAUGGAACUGCUGGUGGAGAAAGUUCUGAGCUCUGCACCCCGGCCCCUGAGCCCAGGGGAUGCCAUGCGUCGGGUCCUGGAGUAUGUGGCCACAGGUGCGCUCCUGACAGAUGGCCCGGGGCUACAGGACCCUUGUGAGAAAGGUCCACAGGACGCCCUGGAGCCCAUGACCCCACAGCAGCGAGAAGACCUGACGGCCAGUGCGCAGCGUGCCCUGCGUCUUGUGGCCUUCCGGCAGAUACACAAGGUCCUUCACAUGGAACAGUUACCUCCACGGACCAGAUUCGGGGCCGGGGCCCGGGCCCGGAAGAGGAUGAGGGAGGCUAGUCAGGCCCAGGAGGGCACCAGGGAGAGGAAGCGGGGCCGACAGGGCACAGCAGGGCUGCCUUGAGCCAGUCAUCACCACCAACCUACACCUCCCAUACCUGAACAGGUGUGGUCCCUCCAGCUGCUGGCUCCUCCUGGUGUGGAUGCCUCUGUCAUUUUGUUUGUAGGUUUAUUUACAACGCAGUGGGGGUUCCCCUGAGGUGACCCUCAUGCUCAUGGCUGUCACCCACCACCCCCAGGCCAGAUAGCAGUGAUCUCCUUGGUUUUAAUUGCUAUUUGAAACUCCCUUAAUGUCAUAAGUGAAUGGGAUCUGAAUUGCCUCCUCGAGAUGCCAGGAAGGGUGGCCUGGAAGAUUCUAUGGGUCACAGAGUUGGGGUAGAGGAGCAGAGAGCACAGAAUGAGAUUCCCCAGGCCCAAAACCCACCAUAUCCUUUAAACAGAUCCCCUUACUACACACCAGCUGUGAGGACACUGUCACCCCACAGUGCAACCCUAGCCCCAGUCACUGAGUGCCUUCCGCAGAUGGCCGACUCCGCCCCAUGUCACCCUGUGGACCACUGGGCGUGGACACAGCUCUAUCCAUUAGGCCUCCUUUGCCUCCUUUGGACCCCCUUGUAUCACCCCUAGGCUUCAACCCUGUUCCCUUCUACCUGUGGCUUUUAAAGGCCAGCCCACACAUGGCGCAAUGCCUGGAGUCUGUAGAAUCAUCCAGAACUUGGCUAGGGUGGGGAAUAAAGCAGAUCUGCCCGUGUG
Molecule: messenger RNA, 3341 nt
Organism: Mus musculus (house mouse)
Lineage: Eukaryota; Metazoa; Chordata; Mammalia; Rodentia; Muridae
Gene: Zfr2
Product: zinc finger RNA binding protein 2
Exons: 18
Coding region: 28-2652 (874 amino acids)
Cellular component (GO): nucleus
Molecular function (GO): zinc ion binding; nucleic acid binding
Source: RefSeq, marked validated